This is a messenger RNA of Suillus subaureus, 1116 nucleotides long. RefSeq lists its product as uncharacterized. The coding region runs from base 1 to 1116 and encodes 371 amino acids. The transcript has 7 exons. Lineage: Eukaryota; Fungi; Basidiomycota; Agaricomycetes; Boletales; Suillaceae. The record is from RefSeq and is a predicted model, not a curated record.
AUGCCGAUAUGGAUGGAGGACAUCCACACACCAAAGACAAGUACACCUGACUUGGAGGAGUCCAGCUCCAACCAUGAAGCUGAAAUCUCUUCAUCAGACAAGCUGGAAGUGUCAAUGAUCCAUACCAAAGGACAUGGCCAACAUGCAUCCCACCAUUCUGGAACUGCAAAACUGGUCCAAACCAACCUUGGGAAGGUUAUCCAGGACACUAUCCUUGAAAUAAAGGUUCACCUGACAUUUGUCAAUGGUUAUCCUGAGUUGACCGAAAUGAGUCAAUUUUCAUGUGAAGCACUUCUGAGAGCAGCGCACAAGCAAAAGGUUGUGUCAGUUGAAAAACAAAUCAAGACAGAUAAAUCCUAUGCAACGGCUCUUGCUAACCUAGUCAAAGCCCAAGUUCCAAUCUUCCAUGGUAAAAUGAAAGAAGAUGCAUUUAGUCAAAUCACUGCUUACUUUCAUUUCAGCCCUGACUUGGACUGCACUAGUGUUGCCCAACCAUUCCUUUGCACACACAGCUAUCACUGUGUCUUGCAAUUCAAUCACAAGAAUAUGCCUACUGUGCUAUCGAAGAAGCCUUAUAUGGGUGACAUCAUAAUGCAUCUCAUGAAAGGCCACUAUUUCAAUGGAUCUCGGUCAGUUGGUGUUCUAUUUGCCAAAUGGUUCAAUGAGAUUGCAGAGAACAAGUCUAAGCACCCAGAAGUGACCAUACCCAUGGUGGCACUGACAAGCACUGCAGUGUAUGCUGCACUCUCUUGGAAGGCUAGUGGCUGCCCAUCAAAGUUUAACUUCACUGGCAACCAAUUCAGUGAAGUCUACCUCUUACAUGUCAAAAUCCUGGAAGAUCUUAGAAUGAGAGUGCCGAAAAAGUUUCAUAAGCUUAUGGCCAACAUCUUCAAGGCAAUACAGAAGCUUGGCCAUAACACCAUCCCCACCACAUCACAUGCUGAGGCUCUUGCAUUCCUCAAUAUUGAUGGCAUGGAUACAUUGUUCAUUGACUCAGACUCGGAGACCUGUGACCCUAUCCCCAUCCAAAAACAUGCCUUUACUAUCUACCAGUGUUUCUUGCAUUCUACUAGUAUACUACCUUCUGGUACUAUACCCCUUUUAAUAAAAAACUAA